CAGUUUAGAGCCAUCAUGAGUUGGUCAGCAGACACCAGACUGCGGCCACAGCAAAGACUUGACACAAAAUGGCUGAAAACAGACAUUCAGGCAGCGUUUCAGCGCGAUGGGCUCAGUCAGUUGUGGAAUGAACUGGUAAAGGAUGGAGAAAUAGCUGCUAGUAAUAAUGAUGGCCUGAUCAACAGCGCUGGCGUCCUCGCAAGGAAAGGGGAAACUGGGAAGUAUUAUUGUGGUAUGUGGGGCCUGACCUGCAGAUGUUGCAAUGGACACUGUGGCCCAGACAAUGGAUGUAACUGUACCCCUUGUCAACUACUGGACAAGGAAGAGGAAACUCGGCAACAGGAGGAAGCUCACCGACCCAAACCCUCCUCACCCCUCAUAGAGUCCUGGACAUGGGGACAACAGCCAGAUACAAACCAGCUAUGGGAAUGCCUGGCUUCUCAGCUUUAUGAGCAUCAGAAGCUUUGUACAGAAGCAGCAUGCAGCUCCAUGUCUGUGACACGCUUACAGCAACGCCUGGCGGUUAUGGAGCGAUACUUCAUUGCAUUGAGUCGCCAGUCACCAGCCGAAGGCCGCACUCCCACCAAAAAAAGCCAGGCAAACCAGACCAACCUCAGCAAACAGAAAAGUUCUGUGAAGCCUGCAGAGAAAGCUACGUUGGGUCUGGCUCGUGUUGGGUCACGCGCUGCACUCAGUUUUGCUUUUGCAUUUCUGCGGCGUGCAUGGCGGUCAGGAGAGGAUGCUGAUUUGUGUAGUGAACUGCUACAGGAGUCGUUGGAAGCUCUUCAGUCCCUCCCAGAGGCCACGUUAUUUGAUGAAGGUUCAGUUUCAUCUGUGUGGCUUGAGGUCGUAGAAAGGGCAUCUAAGUUCCUACACUCUGUAGUGGCUGGUGACUUAAGUGGACCAACAAGCUCUAAAACACCAAGUAAAAUUCCAGUUCAGGACCAACAAAGUGCAUUAUCUCUCUUGUUGGAACUCUCCAUUCAAAGAGGCUCGUUAAGUCACAUCCUUAGCUCGGUACUUCUCCUUCUGAAUCUGUGGAACAACAGUCGACAUGAGUUUGAUAAUCGUGUCAGCAGCAGCCUCCACAGUGCCCCACUUAUUCCUUUCCUGAAGCGUUUCCAGAACAUCCAAAUGGUCAAGUCCCAUCAUUACGAUGUCUCAAAAUGGGAGGAGUCCGAGGUAUAUGCUGUAAGUCCUACAGACUGUUUCUUACAUUACCUGUCCUAUCCUGACAAUACAGACACACCGGUGGACCUUAAACAGUCUGCUGUUGUCAUCAUGUCGCAGCUGGAUCGAUUCUGUAGCCCUUACCUACCGCCAUCACAUUCACAAAAAUCACACAGAAACAACCUCACACAAGAAGUUUAUAGCUGGGGCUGGCAGGCAUGGGCAACAGGGACGAGCAAGCAGGGGCCGCAUCUCCUCGAGUUCUUCAUGGAUGUUGGAGGCAUCAUGCAAAUCACUUGUGCUGAAAGAUGUAUACUAGUGCUGGCCAAAAAUGGGAAAUUAUAUACAAUGUAUUACAGUACAGAGUCACCGGGGCUGCAGUUGGUGACUGGUUUUGGUGACAGAGAAGUAGUUAAGAUUUCAUCUCAUCCUGAUGGUAAACAUUUUCUAGCCCUUUCAAGUGACGGUGAAGUAUUCUCCUGGGGGAACGGAGAUGGAGGUCGACUUGGACAUGGGGACAACAUAUCUCGAGAGGAGCCGACAUUGAUCUCGGCUCUGUCAGGUAAACAAAUCGUACAGAUAUCUUGUGGUAGCACAUACAGUGCUGCCCGCACUGUCAACGGAGAGCUGUACACAUGGGGUCGGGGUAACUACGGUCGAUUAGGACAUGGCAGCACAGAUGACCAAUGUCUUCCAGGACUUAUCAAGACACUCAAGGGCCACCGUAUUCUAGACAUGGCUUGUGGCAGUGGGGAUGCCCAGACCAUCGCCGUCAGUGACACAGGAGCGGUAUAUUCCUGGGGCGAUGGAGAUUAUGGAAAACUUGGACGUGGAGGUAACGAUGGAUGUAAAACACCCAAAGUCAUAGAGAGGCUUAUUGGACAGGAUGUGCAUCGUGUGUUCUGUGGAGCACAGUUCAGUCUUGCUCUCACUCGCUCUGGUGGAGUUUUCGCAUGGGGGAAAGGAGAUAACCACAGACUGGGCCAUGGGUCAGAGGAUCAUGUGCGUCAUCCCAAACAGAUUGAAGCGCUAGCUGGUAAAAAGGUGGUAGACAUAGCCAUUGGGUCUAUGCACAGUGUAGCACUUACAGAAGAUGGAGAAGUAUAUGGUUGGGGGCGCAAUGAACAUGGACAGAUUGGAGAUCCCUCGAACAACACAAUUCCAGAACCCACUCUCCUCACUGGUGUAGAUGGCAGAAACAUCAUUGGUGCUUCAUGUGGCCCCUCCCAGACAUUUUCUUGGUCAUCUGGCGGUCAAUGGACAGUAGGAAACAGAGUGCCCUUUAUUGUGGAUGUAUGUAAAGGCACAUUUGACCAACUGGAAGAACUGCUGUCUGAAGUAUGUGAAGAAAUGGACGGGCGGUCAGACUGGCCACCACCUCAGGACAAGGAAUGCAUCGCAGUGGCUUCACUCAACCUGCUUAAUCUCCAGCUUCAUGCUGCAAUAUCACAGUCAGAAAAUAUGGAGACUCUUGGCUUAGGAUCUGGGAGCCCCCUGGUGACAAGUUUGAAACAGAGAGUUGUAUCCCUUGCCAGUAAUGUUGGUGUGCUCAACACAGUACAGAUAGCUGCCCAGAAUGCUCUCCAGAGUGGCUGGUCAAUCCUUCUGCCCACAGCAGAGGAGAGAGCACGGGCUCUGUCAUCCCUCCUCUCUAAUGGUGCUGCUGGACAUGAUGUGGCUGUGAUGAGUCCAGGGCAAAGGUUUAUGACUGACCUCCUGGUCAGUUCUUUGAUGGCUGAUGGCGGACUCCAGUCUGCUCUCGAUGCUGCAGUCAAAAAAGAAAUGGUGGAAAUAGAGGAGAAAAAAGAAAAGGAGAGAGAAAAUGGAGAUGCUGACUCUGACAAAUCAGAAGAAACAAAAACAGAAGACAUACAGACAGAAAGAGACACAGAUGAAUAUGGAACCACUAUCCCUCUGUUACAACUAAUACAACAGUUGCUAAGAAACUCGUCAACCCACUCACUAUCUCAGUUACACAACCUGGACCGUGACAGUGGACUCAAGGUGGAUGAAUCCGACUCAAAAGAGGCAUCACCUUCCCUAGACCUACUUCUUCAGGUUCAGCGCCUUCUUGUAGCUCGAAUAUUCCCCCGGGAUAUGGACAAACAGUCUUUCUCGAUGGAGAUUGAACUGGAAGCCCAGGGUACAGGACAGCUCCUUCGGAAGUAUGUCCUAUUGCUGUGCAGUCAUGUAUCAGAUGUUUUACAAGUUGCGGUCAGUCUGUCCCAUACCAGUCCCAAACACUUCUCCAUUGUUUCCAAGGUCAUACGCAAAGAUGUCACAGGUAUUUUGUUGCCGGAAAUGGUGACCUGCAUGAUCCUGCUACAUCUAAAGAACCCAUUAGUGAUCUACCAAUCACGAUGUAUCACGGUCCUCGAAGGCCUAUUGGACCUGCUGAAUCAGUACAACAAAGUGGCACCGGGUCUGGACCGUGACGACAAGGAAGAUCUGGCCUGGCCCGGAGUGUGGAGUUACACUCUGGAGAGGUACCUACAGAAGCCAACAGAAGAUGUACAGUUGAUCCGUAAACCUGAUCUAGAGAACCACAACAAAGAUGGUGGCCUGUGGAUUGUCAUCCAUGGCAAGGUGUAUGAUGUUCAUGACUUCAAGUCACAGGCCCCAUGUGGCAGUGAAAUACUUAGAGAGUAUGCAGGUCGAGAUGCGACGUCAGCAUUUGAGGCAGUUCAUCAUCCAGAGGAUGCUCGGGAGAUGAUGCAGGGAUUUUGUGUGGGACAGUAUGUGGAUCCAGAAAAGGACAUAGUGCAGACAGCUGAUACCAGCUCUGCCUCCUCUCCACUGAUGGACAUUGAGCGGGCUCUGGGCAUACUUCUGGGCCUGCAUGCUGCAUACAUGGCCUGUAGCACACCUCUGUCCCAGGAAGAACAAGAAUACAAUCACUGGCUUCAGUCCCAAUUCUUCACAGGGGGCCUCCAGGUCCUCCAACCAAAGAACCGCUUUGAGGAAGAAAAGGGGGAGAGCAGAACUCCCUCCUGUAACACCACGCCAGGUACGCCACCGACUUCAGAACCACAACACUUUCCUGAUCAGGACAAAGAGAAACUGUUUGACCGCCAGGCCUCCCAGGCAGAUGUGUCACGGCCUUUUCUCCAAUCCGUCGCUGAAGGUCGUAUGCAGGACCACUUUACAAAAUCCUUCCUUGGUAUCAUGGAAAAGUAUUUCAAACAGCAUAUGCUGCACAUAGACUUUCAUCAAGAUCACCCUGUUGAGGAAGUGGGCAGACUUCUGAUUGCACUGUUACUGCGACAUCAUGACCUUGGACAUGUAGCCCUUUCUCUUGUUGAGCACGGCCAAACAGAGCAGAGCAAAGACCCUCUCCCAAGGUCUAUUGUGGAACUAUUUAAAGUUGUUUCUCAGGCAAAGCGUCACCUCAUCAAGGUCCAUCAAGACCAAGCACGGUCUUAUAAGGAAGUUUGUGCACCUGUCCUAGAACGAUGUCACUUCCUGUUCAAUGAACUUCGUCCUGCAGUAGGGAACGAAGUGAAUGCUAUCACACGUUCCCAGCUUUUGAAGAGUGUGCCUCGAUGGAAGGAGGUGGUCAACAGAGUCAUGACUGAGAAAAAGAAAACCAAAGGUCUGUCUGAUGUUGUUGAGGAAACAGAGUCAGAGAUAAAAGAGGCUAGUAUUAUGACAAUGUCACUCUCCCAAACAGAUGACAUCACUGGGGCCACCGGAGGGGAGAACCCUACACAAACUAACGACCCUUCACAACUGGAGGAGAAUACUGAUGGUGGAGAGGUUAAAGUUUUCGCUAAGGGGACAGCCCCUCCGAUUGUUACGGAAACUACUGCGUCAGAUGUCACAGACAAAAAGGUUGAUUCCUGGAGUCAUAUCGUUGGUGCAGUGACAAGCUCACAGAAAUUUAGCUGGCUACGUCAACGCCUUACCGGCAGUAAGAUGGAGAUGCCUCUUGUAAACAACAUUAUUGAGUUUGUCUUGUAUGAACACCCAAUUGACAUUGAAAAACUCCGUAGAUCGCUUCAUUACCAGGUGGAGCGUGCCCAGCUGCGACUGAAGGGGAUACAGAGUAUGCUAGCUUUGGUACACAAAGAUCACUUAAUACCAUCAGUUAAAUAUGCUGUACUGUGUGGAUGGCAGGGGCUGCUCACAGUUGGCAAGAUGGCCUGUGAACCAGUCCCCCACUGUCUGUCCAAUGUGAAGCUGAUCCCUCCCUGUGACAGGAUCCUCCUGGAGCUUGCUUUUUCUCACCUGUACAGAUGGGCUAUUAACGAGCUUCGUAAUGGCAUUAUACAAUCUGACAUGAUGUUUAAGGCUCGGGGCAUCAAUCCAGCUGUCCCAGGCACUGACUCAGGGAAGGAGAGAUUAACCCUGGGUGCUCUGCCUCACUCUCGUUUCCUCCUGGCUACCAUGGGUAUCCUGGUGUCAGAGCAUCAUUCCAACAGUCUCAGUCUACUCAUGAACUCAGGUGUCUUAGGACUUACACAGACCCUGUUACGUCUAGCAGGUCCAGAUCCAGAGCGAAUGGCACAGGACAACUCCAGUUCAAUAUGUGCUGUCCUUGAGGAGCAGAAACACAAGAAACAGUCACAGCCUGUACCCAUCUCAGGGCCAGAGUUGGCAGCUAUGAUGAAAAUCGGGAUGAGAGUUGUACGAGGUGUAGACUGGAAAUGGGGAGACCAGGAUGGACCUCCUCCCAGUAUGGGGCGUGUGAUUGGUGAGCUAGGCGAAGAUGGCUGGAUACGGGUACAGUGGGACACUGGCAGUACUAACAGUUACAGGAUGGGCAAGGAAGGCAAAUAUGACCUAAAGCUGGCGGAACCUCCAGAGAUGCCAGAUAAUGAUGAAGAUGAGGAAGAAGAAUUAGACGUUGAUUCAAACAAACCAGAAAGCAGACACCCGACUGCCUUGUUGAGGAGGUCAACGCUGCACCUGCUGCGGUCACUGGCGAUAUGCUGUGCCCUAAACUCUGAAAGUACCCAGAAGGAGGCUGUCACAUCUCUGUGUGGAUUGAUGCGAAACAUUGUGGAUAGUGGCUGUAACUAUGGCCUCAAUGCCAACUCCGUGUCAGCCCAGGUAGCCUGUGAACAACAUUACAGUUGGUGCACCUUAGGAUUUAUGCGAGCCAUUGCCACUGGGACAUCAAUAUGUCACGCUUUCAGCACCCAACGCUGGGUAGAUCUUCUGCUGAAGAUGUUAGAGGAAGAUAACUCAUUGCAGAUGACGAAGAGUGUCACUAGACAAAUCCUUACCCUGAAAUUCUUGAGAGCGGUUCUGCCAUCCUGGGAUUUGUCAGUGAAAGAGUCUAGAGUGAAAGUUAUUGUACAUCAGUUGUUUGAGAUGUUGGGACGAAUCCUUAUAACAUGUGUCGCUGAUCCAACACUACUACCUCAGAUGGACACUCCCCGAAAAGGUCAGAAACAGCGGGCACCUGUGUCCUUAACUGCUUCUUACACCAGCACCAUUGCAGAGGAGCUUGUUGCACUGCUCAGGAAACUACACACAUGUGACUGUUGGAACAGACACAUUAAUGACUACAUCAUCUCACGCCUCUCCAAUAUUUCUGCUCUGAUGGUGGACAGAAUACAGCCUUCCAAUGAUGACCCAUGUAUGGUAACGUCACCAGAUCCCCAGAGAGGUGUCAUGGCUGCUCUAACUCUGAUUGGUGGAAUUGAUAACAGGCCUCAUCUGGGAGGACGGGUUUGUCAUGAUGUGUUCCACCAAGGCACAAUUGCUCGCAUCACACCCAAGGGAAAAAUACAUGUCCAGUUUGAUGAUGGCUUUCUCCGGGCCUGCAGACUUACAGAACUGUCUGCUUGCCCAAGUUUGGAGUUCUGUGUGGACAAGCUGACAAUGAAUGACCGUGUUUGUAGCAUGUGGUCAGGUUUGAUUAGUUUGGCCAGCACUGUGUCAAAGCCAGAGAAGGAGAUGAUAAAGGACCGUGCCCCGUUGGCUGCCAGUAUGGCUAGUGUGGAGUCUGAACUCCUCUCGUCUGCCUCCUUUGAUCUGUGUGAUCUUCGGCGCCAGCAGCUGCGUCUCUGCCUCAUCAAGGCUUGUCGUGUGCUGUUCAGUCGUCAAGAAAAGUUACGCCUCAUUAUGAGCCAGAGCUUGAACCAAGAGGCAGCACCUUCACCUGAUCCAGAACUUUCUGGCAGCGACGAUGAACUAGGUGAUGGACCAGAGCCACCCUCUACUUUAUUUCAGCAGCUGAUGCUGAGCGCCACACAACCUUCACCAUUAAAGGCUGUGUUUACACGAGAGGAGUUGGAGGCUGCCUCUCUCGCGGUAUGUCAGUACUUAACAGCAGCUAGUUUACUGGAUCAAGACGAGACUGACUCUUCAGACUCAGAGAGUGAACAUGAAGCAUCUGUUCCAUACAAGACUCAGACAUCUACCAACACCACCAGCAGCCGAACUACAAAGACCAAGAAAGCCAAGGCAACAUCUCAACAGCCUCCUCCUACUGCUGUUGUCACACAAAUUAUGGAGAUGGGGUUCCAGAGGAAACAUGUGGAGAUUGCGAUUAAAUCUAUGGCUGGAGGGUCACUGCAAGCCGAGGGAGACAGUCCCCGCCCAGAAGCACUAGUAAACUGGCUGAUAGAACACCCUGAGAUCAGCGCACUGGAGGAGUCAGACACAGAAAGCCUUUCCUCAGUUGACUCUUACCCUGAAUCAGACUCCACCUCGGAGGACUUUGAUGACCUAGAAGCCUAUGAUGGCAAUUCUAGUCUAGGGAUUUCAACAGAGCUUGGAGCAACUGGUACAGUACAGCCAUAUAAAAGACGAGCUGAUUUCCUCAGCAAUGAUGAGUACGCUAUGUAUGUACAGGAUAACAUUCAGACAGGCAUGUCUGUUAGAUGUUGCCGCACAUACGAAGAGGUACAGGAAGGAGACAUCGGAAAGGUUGUCAAGUUGGACAGAGAUGGACUUCAUGACCUUAACAUCCAGGCUGAUUGGCAGAGGAAAGAGGGAACCUACUGGGUUAGAUACAUCCAUGUGGAACUGCUCGGACAUCUAGGUCUGAGUGGUGGUUCAUCUCAACCUAUCAAAGUUGGUGAUAAAGUACGAGUGAAGCCAAGUGUGACCAUGCCGACAUACAAGUGGGGCUCUGUGACUCACCACAGUAUUGGCACAGUGACAGCCAUCAAUCCUAACGGCAGAGACUUGACAGUGGACUUUCCUCAGCAGGCUCAUUGGACAGGCAUCAUUGAUGAGAUGGAGAUCGUCCCCAGUACACACCCUGGGGUCAGCUGUGAUGAAUGCCAGGUCUUCCCAAUCGUGGGUCCCAGGUUCAAAUGUAAACUGUGUGAAGAUUUUGACUUUUGUGAAAAUUGUUUUCGCUCAAAGAAACAUCGUCAUCCAUUCAACAGAAUUUCAGAACCAGGAAGUGAGCCAGUACUUGUUGGUAAACCAGGAAAACACAAGAAAAAACUGUCUUUCCCAUUGUCUGGCUCAAUGAUUGAUGACUGGCACAGUUGUGUGAAGAGUUUGAUGGUCUCUUCUCGAGAAAACCAGGCCCAUCGUCUCAUUGAAGGAAACAGUGGCUACUGGCAGAGUUCAGGUUCACAAGGGAAGCACUGGAUCCGUCUGGAGUUACAGCCAGACAUCCUCAUCCACCGCCUGUACAUGAAGGUAGACCCUGCUGACUCUAGUUACAUGCCGUCUGUGGUGGUUCUUAGCGCUGGUGACUCCAUUAAUACCAUCAAGGAGAACAUAAAGACAGUGACCAUAGGUCCUACAGAUACACUUGUCACCCUGCUGGAAAACAUGAAUGAUUAUUUCCGAUUUGUGGAAGUCUCAGUGAAGCAGUGCCGCAGUAGUGGAAUAGACUGUAAGGUACACGGUCUGUCUGUUAUUGGCCGUCUUCGAGCAGAUGAAGAUGACAUGGCUGCCAGCUAUACAUUCCUUGCCUCCGACCGUGAAGAUGAAGACGAGGACAAGACUGUAACUACUCCCAUUAAUAAACGCAGGUCAAAGGUUCCCAGCAGCAAGGAGAUACAGACCCAUGUUUUCUGCUGGGGACUCAAUGAUAAAGACCAGUUAGGAGGGCCGAAGGGAUCUAAGAUUAAACUUCCGUGUCUCAAUGAAACUUUGUCUGCUUUGCGAUGUGUACAAAUUGCUGGCGGGUCCAAAAGUCUGUUCUGUGUAACACAGGAAGGAAAGAUGUUUGCCUGUGGUGAAGCUACUAAUGGCCGCUUAGGUCUAGGAAUUAGCUCAGGGACAAUCUCCGUGCCACGUCAACUCACCUCCCUCAGUCAGUAUGUCAUCAAAAAAGUGGCAGUUCACUCAGGAGGAAGACAUUCCUUGGCUUUGACUACUGAUGGCAAGGUGUUUUCCUGGGGAGAGGGGGAUGAUGGAAAAUUAGGCCAUUUCAGUCGCUGGAAUUGUGAUAAACCUCGUCUGAUAGAGGCCCUGAAGUCAAAGCGUGUGCGUGAUAUAGCAUGUGGAAGUUCUCAUAGCGCUGCCAUUACCUCCAACGGUGACCUGUACACCUGGGGACUGGGGGAGUAUGGACGACUCGGACAUGGAGACAAUACUACACAGCUCAAACCAAAACAGGUAAAAGUCCUUGCCAGUCAGCGUGUCAUGCAGGUAGCCUGUGGCAGUCGAGAUGCACAGACAUUAGCUUUAACUGAUGAAGGUCUUGUGUACUCCUGGGGAGAUGGUGACUUCGGAAAGCUUGGGCGAGGCGGUAGUGAAGGCUGCAAUGUGCCACAUGAGAUUGACCGACUGCGUGGUCUAGGUGUAUGUCAGAUUGAGUGUGGAGCGCAGUUUUCCCUUGCUCUUACAAAGACUGGCCAGGUUUGGACUUGGGGAAAAGGAGACUACUUUCGACUGGGACAUGGCAGUGAUGCCCAUGUAAGGAAGCCCCAGCUUGUUGAGGGACUGAAAGGGAAGAAGAUAGUACAUGUUGCAGUUGGAGCCCUCCAUUGUUUAGCUGUAACUGACUCUGGACAGGUGUAUGCGUGGGGAGAUAAUGACCAUGGCCAACAAGGAAACAGUACGACCACAGUUAACCGUAAGCCAGCCCUUGUCCAUGGACUGGAGGGAUAUAAAAUCACACGCGUGGCCUGUGGCUCCUCACACAGUAUCUCCUGGGCAACAACUGAUCUGUCAACCCCUACUUCACAUGAACCUGUACUUUUUUCAUCCUCCAGAGAUCCUCUCGGAGCUUCGCUUCUUGGUAUGAAUGAGAGUGUCACAGAUGAUGCCCAUUCUUCAGCACCUUCACCAUCCACGCAGACCACUAAAGUGAUUCGUCCUUCACUCGCCAAGAUCAUUCUAUCACAAGAGACAGAUCUCGCCAAACAACAGGCUCUUAACCAUGUUCUGACAGCGCUACAGAUCACUUAUGCCAGGGACACAAUUGUGAACUGUUUAGCAAAAGAACAAUUAGCCACACCUAUGUCAACUGAUCUAAAAAUGUCCACCAUGUCCACAUCGAUGACUGUGUCCACUCAUCAACCAACAGAUCUGACCAAUGCACACCCAUCUGAGAAUUCCGAAGUUGUUGACCACACAGAUAUUGCUCUGUCCAUUGUUGAGUCCACUCACUCUGAUAUCAAUACUGAAAUCCCAUCUUUUCCGAGCAUGCACAGCCUGGCAGCAAAGGUUUCACCUGCUACUAGUAUUAUGGCAGAAACAUUCACUUCGACAGAUCAGGUGACAUCAACUAUAGAGAAAGUUCCCACAUCAUUCCCACCAGGAUUGGACGAGUUCACAAAUCGUCUGACAGCAGAUGAUUGUCGUGUUCUUGUUGACCUACUUAAGUUAUCGGUGGGGUCACGAGUCGGAACGAAAGGUCGGGAGACAUUAUCAGAGAUUCUGACAUGUUUGGGAAGGGCAUAUCCCACUGUUUCGGAGAUGUUACUGGAACUUUGUGUUACUGAGCUAGAGGAUGUAGCUUCAGAUAGAGAGACUGGCCGUGCCAUGGCACAACCUGUUGUCCAGGAAAGUCCUCAUCCCUACAUAGACGACACCUCAAUGACUGGCCAUGUCAAAAUACCAGGAGCUGAAGCACUUCGUGUGGAAUUUGACCGUCGCUGUUCCACAGAACGUCGACAUGACCCUCUGACAGUGAUGGAUGGGUCAAGCCGUGCUGUAGCAACAAGAUCCGGACGAGAAUGGUCUGAUUGGUCUCAAGAACUAAGGAUCAUGGGCGAUGAAUUAAAAUGGAAGUUCACCAGUGAUGGUUCUGUGAAUGGUUGGGGGUGGUGCUUCACGGUCUAUCCCAUCAUGCCAGCUGCUGCACCAAUGGACAUGUUAUCUGACCGUACAAUCCUUUCAAGACCUUCCAUUGACCUUGUGACCUGCCUGCUGGACUUGAACCUGCAGAUGAGUCUGGACAAAGGCAUAGUGGCGAGGUUGGCAGCAGCAUUGGCUUCUUGUGCUCAGCUCAGCACAUUAGGUGCUAGCCAGAGAAUGUGGGCCCUUCAGAAACUACGCAAACUCAUGGCUGCUAGUUUUGGUGACCAGUCCAUCAACGUCAAUGCACUACUGGCCAGUCCUAGUUUGGACAGCCCUGACCAGGAAGUUCCACGCCCUUUUACCAUGUCCUUGAGUGGAUCAUCUCUAGCAUCUCUUGUAAAGGGUCUCCCAGAGGCUCUACAGCGCCAGUACGAGUACGAGGACCCUAUCGUCCGCAGUGGUAAACAUCUCAUGCAUAGUCCAUUCUUUAAGGUGCUUGUGGCACUUGCCUGUGACUUGGGGCUGGACAAUCUACAAUGUUGUACAGAGGCUCACAAAUGGGUAUGGUUCCGUCGUUACUGUACUGCGGCCCGCGUGGCAGCAGCGAUGGUGAAGAGGACGACCUUCCCACCUGUGUUUCUGGAGGAGGUCCGUAAAAAGAUCAAAGAUAUAUCUGGUGAUGGCGAGGAAUUCACAAAAUCACAUGAACAACAUACUGUCUUUACACAGGAUAUGGAUGAACAGCUGCUUCUAUGGCUAAAUAGGAAACCAGAGGACUGGACGCUGUCUUGGGGAGGAAGUGGUCAGAUUCUUGGCUGGGGUCACAACCACAGAGGUCAGCUGGGCGGUGUUGAGGGGGCAAAGGUCAAAUUACCAAUCAGCUGUGAAUCUCUGGCUAAUCUCAGGCCUGUACAAUUAAUUGGAGGAGAACAGACUUUGUUUGCCAUUACAGCAGAAGGAAAGGUGUAUGCCACAGGAUAUGGAGCAGGUGGCCGCCUGGGAAUCGGUGGCACAGAUUCAGUCUCUAAUCCUACACUGUUAGAGUCAAUACAGCAUGUGUUUAUCAGGAAACUGGCCGUCAACUCAGGAGGCAAACAUUGUCUAGCCCUGUCUGCUGAAGGGGAGGUGUACUCCUGGGGUGAAGGAGAGGAUGGAAAGCUGGGGCAUGGAAAUAGAAGUCCAUGUGACCGCCCACGUGUAAUUGAUUCUCUGCGAGGUAAGGAGGUGGUGGACAUUGCAGCAGGUGGAGCCCACAGUGCUUGUAUAACCUCCAGUGGGGAACUGUACACCUGGGGCAAAGGACGUUAUGGACGUCUGGGCCAUGGGGAUAGUGAAGACCAGCCUCGCCCCAAACUGGUAGAGGCAAUGAAAACUCACCGUGUCAUAGAUAUGGCUUGUGGAAGUGGCGACGCCCAGACUCUCUGUAUCACCGACGAUGAUAAUGUAUGGUCCUGGGGUGAUGGCGACUAUGGCAAGCUGGGGCGUGGGGGAAGUGAUGGUUGUAAGGUACCAAUGAAGAUUGACUCUCUACAGGGUCUGGGUGUGAUGAAGGUUGAGUGUGGCUCGCAGUUCUCUGUAGCUCUCACCAAAUCAGGGGCUGUGUAUACAUGGGGCAAGGGAGACUAUCACCGCCUCGGACAUGGAACUGAUGAUCACGUACGUCGGCCUCGACGUGUGUCUGCACUACAGGGCAAAAAGGUCAUCGAUGUUGCGUGUGGCUCACUUCACUGUGUAGCGUGUACAGAUGCAGGUGAGGUGUAUACCUGGGGAGACAAUGAUGAAGGACAACUUGGGGAUGGUACCACUAAUGCUAUACAGAGACCUCGCCUUGUAGCAGCUCUUCAGGGAAAGAAGAUAAAUCGUGUGGCUUGUGGCUCUGCCCACAGUCUGGCUUGGUCUACUAAUAAACCGGUGAGUGCAGGGAAGUUACCAUCAGCAGUUCCGAUGGAGCAUAACCUUCUUCAAAGUGUGCCAAUAUCGGCCCUGAGGAACCGCCUUGUCCUACUUCACCACUUUUCUGAUCUCUUCUGUCCAUCCAUUCCAAUGUUUGACCUACAGGAUAGGAAUAUGUCGGAGACAUCAGAUGAUAGUGUUCGUGGGCUGGACAGUCUGAGAGGUGUUAUUGUGUCAUCAGCAAAGGAAACAGCCUUCAGAAAGGUGGUACAGGCUACAAUGGUACGGGACAAACAACAUGGGCCUGUGGUAGAACUCAACAGGAUACAGGUGAAACGGUCACGGAGUAAAGGUGGUCUGGCAGGACAAGAUGGCAUGAAAGCAGUGUUUGGUCAGAUGAGUUGUAAGCUUGAUGUGUUUGGUCAAGACAGCCUGAUGCUGCCUCAUCGUGUUUGGAAGGUCAAGUUUGUAGGAGAAAGUGUGGAUGACUGUGGAGGUGGUUAUAGUGAAUCAAUAGCCGAGAUGUGUGACGAGCUUCAGAAUGGUUCUCUCCCCUUACUCAUCAUGACUCCUAACGGCCGAGAUGAAUCUGGAGCCAACAGAGACUGUCACCUUUUGAACCCUAUGCUAAACACUGUGCAACAUAUGUCCAUGUUCAGGUUUCUUGGUGUUCUGUUCGGGAUUGCCAUCAGGAGUGGAAGUCCCCUCAGUCUAAAUAUAGCUGAGCCUGUCUGGAAGCAGCUGGCAGGGAUGACCCUUACAAUAGCUGAUCUGACUGAAGUGGACAAGGACUUUGUGCCAGGUCUGAUGUGUAUAAAAGAGAUGGAUGAUACGUCCCUUACUGCUGCGGAGAUGCCGUUUAGUGUGCCGAGCUCCUCAGGCCAGGAAAUCAAUCUUAGCUCAAAAUAUGCACGAAUCACACCAGAGAACAAAGCAGAGUUCAUACGACUAGCCAUUACCUACAGACUUCAUGAAUUUGAUGAGCCAGUGAAGUGGAUACGAGAAGGCAUGACAAAGGUGAUUCCAGCAGCCCUACUUUCUCUGUUUACUGGACUGGAGUUGGAGACCAUGGUGUGCGGCAGCCCUGAUAUUCCUCUGAACCUACUUAAAUCUGUAGCCACAUACAAAGGUAUAGAUGCCACAGCACCACUUGUACUCUGGUUCUGGGAAGUCAUGGAGGAUUUUACUAACACAGAGCGUUCACUGUUCCUUCGUUUCGUCUGGGGACGUACUCGUCUUCCUCGCACCAUUGCAGAUUUCCGAGGACGUGACUUUGUAUUACAAGUUCUGGAUAAGUACAGCCCCCCUGAUCACUUCCUUCCAGAGAGUUACACUUGCUUCUUCCUUCUCAAAAUGCCACGCUACUCUUGUAAAAUUGUGUUACGGGAAAAACUGAAGUAUGCCAUCCACUUCUGUAAGUCAAUUGAUACAGAUGACUAUGCUCGUGUGGCACUGACGGGAGAACUCUUAGACGAAGACACUCCAGAUGUUAGCGAGGAUAUGGAAGACCUGGAAAGUAUGGACUCUGAAGGCGAGAUCGCUGAUUCCGAUUGCAGUCUGUGAUAAAAAUUAUCAUUAGUUUUACAUAAUCAACCCAGUGAUUCAAGAAAGAUAACUCCUCUGAAAAGAUUCUUGCUUUCAUGUUUGGAUCAAGAAUCAGUAGAAUAUUUCAAAAAUCAGAUCACCACUAAAUAUUUCCGAGGAAUUAUCAGUGACAGAUGAAAAACUCAGAGCUUCAUUUCCAUCAAAACACCAACUCCACCAUGAAGUAGGAGAGAUCUGUCACCGAGUAUUCUUUAAGUUGGGGGAAAACUUUCCUGAGUGAAAAUAGAGGAUUUCAUAUAUCAUUGUUUAUACUAGUCCACUGUUGUAUAUGUAUACCAGAACUGAAGUGCUCAUUAAGCAUUGAUAACAUGGUUUUUUUGUUUUGUUUUUUUGAUGAGUCGUCGCUGUUGUAGUGCUAAUCCAUACAAUAUAAUGUACAGGUAUACACUUUAGAAAAGGUCCCCCAAGAUUGCCUACAAAUCUUCUGUACAUUGUUUAAGAAGAAAACUUAUAUUACCAUAUAAGGUAUUGUGUUGAAACAGUAUUAGGCCAAGCAAACAAUUGUUUUGUUUCUAAAUUUUGGUUCUCAAGAAAUAGGUUUCAUUUGGUAGGUAAGCUUCCUAUUGUGAAUUAUACUUCUGGAAAGUGAGAUUUGUUACAGGUAUGGAAAGGAAACAGUUUGUAUACUCCAAAUUAAAUCAGAGUCUAUAAUUAAAUGAUCAUUUGUUUGCUCACACUGGUCGAAGGGAGACAACUCGAGUCCCAUUAACUGGUAUCAUUUAAUGAUAGAGAAAUGUUGUGAUAAGUGUUCAUAUAAAUGAAAGUACAAUGUAAUUUUUUUUUUUAAGUUUUAGAAAUGAUGACCUCGGUAUAGUUUGGUUUUUUAUUUCAUUCAUAUUCAUUUUAAUAUUUUUGACAUUGUGAAUUUUUCACGCUUUUACAUAGACGACAUCUUAAUAAUUCAAUGUUAUUAUUAUGAGUCCUUGCAUUAAGUGUAAUGAAAUAUUUUCAUAUGGAAAUCGUUUUCAGGAAAUAUGUGAGGUCAGGUCCUGAGAAAUUAAAAGUUUUCCAUUGAAAACGAUUUUUAAAAUUGAUUAGUAUAAAGCAAUCUAACAAGAAUGACUAUAAGUUUUCCAUCUGUAUGUUUUGUUUAUAACUUGUCGUCUAUCAAUGCUCAUUAAGAAAUACCUAGUCCUUGAUUAAAAAUUGGUGAUCAUUUAUACGUGUACUUACAUUCCCCUGAUUAACCUACCCCACACAAUGACAUUUGUCUGUCGACAUCAGUACGCACACAUUCCCCUUAUUAACCUACCCCACACAAUGACAUUUGUCUGUCAAUAUCAGUACCCACACAUUCCCCUUAUUAAUCUACCCCACACAAUGACAUUUGUCUGUCAACAUCGGUACCCACACAUUCCCCUUAUUAACCUACCCCACACAAUGACAUUUGUCUGUCAACAUCGGUACCCACACAUUCCCCUUAUUAACCUACCCCACACAAUGACAUUUGUCUGUCAAUAUCGGUACCCACACAUUCCCCUUAUUAACCUACCCCACACAAUGACAUUUGUCUGUCAAUAUCGGUACCCACACAUUCCCCUUAUUAACCUACCCCACACAAUGACAUUUGUCUGUCAAUAUCGGUACCAACACAUUCCCCUUAUUAACUUACCCCACACAAUGACAUUUGUCUGUCAAUAUCGGUACCCAAACAUUCCCCUUAUUAACCUACCCCACACAAUGACAUUUGUCUGUCAAUAUCGGUACCAACACAUUCCCCUUAUUAACUUACCCCACACAAUGACAUUUGUCUGUCAAUAUCGGUACCCAAACAUUCCCCUUAUUAACCUACCCCACACAAUGACAUUUGUCAGGACCGUGAAUACCAAUGUUAAAAUCAAUAAUCAUGGUAAUGUUGACAGUAAACUGUUGAAGAGUAUGUACAGUGGAAUGGCUUUUUUAUGUACAGUAUCACCUGCAUCAGAUCGAAGAUCAUUUUAGUUAAAUAAAUUUAUCUCCACAUGCAGGAAAUGAAAAUUCAAUUACAGAUAAUUUGAUAAGUUUAGAUAUGACAUGUUUGAUUUUAUCAACAAAUAUAUCAUUAUGAACUAUCAUACUACAAGAUGUUUAUUUACAAAGCUGGUUAAUUCUUACAAUUGUAAAUAAUAAAUCUUUAAGUUCACUUAAGUAUUGCACCUGUAAUAUACAAAUAAGGUCUUAAAUGGCCAAUUAUAUGGGUCGCCAUAACUAGACUGCCCAGUUUUUUAUCAGCAAAUUGAAAUUGUCCUUGUGGAUUACCUAUUGAAUCUAAGAGUGUUAAAUUAUAUACCGGUCACUUGAUGAUAUUUUUGAUAUUAGGUGUGUAGAUAUAGGUAUCGGCUUUACGAUUGGUUGAAAGGAAACAGGUCUACACAGAUCCGUUUAUAAUUAUCACCUUAAACAUUUCUGCAGUCGUUGUUGUGUUGAUGUCAGACAUGCAGUAAAACAACACCAUUGUGGAUAUAUCAGUUGUAAACAAUGUGUCACGUUAUCGCCCAAUUUAUAAUUUACCUGAUGAGUGCCAGCCAUUUUGAAGGGUUUCCUGUUGUUUUUCAGGACUAUUUAUCAAUAACGUUAUAUAUUUCAUUGUCAAUAUAAAGUUACAUUGAAUGUCAUUCAUUUCAUUGCUGUGUACAAAGCUAUGUGAUAACGUAGGGCCCCUGCAUUCUCAGUAUCAUGUUUACAGUCAUUACAAGUCAAGACACACAUACAGAGAAAGUUUCCUAAGAUCAAUCUCAGUAUCAUGUUUACAGUCAUUACAAAUCAAGACACACAUGCAGAGAAAGUUUCCUAAAAUUAUUCUCAGUUUAAAUAAUAGCCAUAUCAAUGUCUGUUAUUAGGAUCAGUGUUUGGUCCAACAAUAUUUAUACACUUUUACAUUCACUUCAACUGUAAAACGCACAUGCUCUACAUGUCUUGCUUUUAUUUUUGUAAAACUUGAGUUCCUGGAACUAGCAAUCAUAAAGGAGUUUUAAACUUCGAGUGAAAGCUGAAAAUUACUGAUAUUAUCAUUAUGAGACUAGAGUUUCACACUUGUUGAGACAUCAAGAAAAUUACCCAUCUUUGAUGAUAUCACAAUUUAAGUUUUUAUUUAAAUUUAAAACUGUGAAAUGUUCCUGGAAUCAAGAUGUGUAAGGGUCCUUGUGAUUGUGAUUCAAACUCUGUGUGACUUCAAAUUAUAUCAUGAUAAAUUCAAACUACCGUAUGAAAUUUGAAGAUUGGUAUAAUACCCAUAUUUGGAGAUACAUAAUCUUCAAAACUGGUUUUAAUGUGUUUAAACUGAAGUUUGGGUGUAUAGAGAUUAAUACUGCCCAUAUUUAAUUGAGUGUAUAGAUACAAUGUGGCAUAAUGGUAUAUAAAGUAUGCUGGAAAAAUUCUAACAGACCGGUAAUAUAAUAUUGUCAGUGAGUAUAGGUGAUCAUUUCAUAAUGUUAUAAGAGAUAUGUGUUUGUGAUAAUUGUUGCUAAUGUUGUAUUUGGUUUGAUUGUUUAUACGACAUGUUGCUGACAUGUCGGUAUGUGUCGAUCAGGUGAUCACAUGUGUCGGUAUGUGUCGAUCUGGUGAUCACGUGUGUCAAUCUGGUGAUCACAUGUUUCGGUAUGUGUCGAUCUGGUGAUCACAUGUUUCGGUAUGUGUCGAUCUGGUGAUCACAUGUGUCGGUAUGUGUCGAUCUGGUGAUCACAUGUGUCGGUAUGUGUCGAACUGGUGAUCACAUGUGUUGGUAUGUGUCGAUCUGGUGAUCACGUGUGACGGUAUGUGUCGAUCUGGUGAUCACGUGUGUCGGUAUGUGUCGAUCUGGUGAUCACGUGUGUCAAUCUGGUGAUCACAUGUUUCGGUAUGUGUCGAUCUGGUGAUCACAUGUUUCGGCAUGUAUCGAUCUGGUGAUCACGUGUCGGUAUGUGUCGAUCUGGUGAUCACGUGUGUCGGUAUGUGUCGAUCUGGUGAUCACGUGUGUCGGUAUGUGUCGAUCUGGUGAUCACGUGUGUCAAUCUGGUGAUCACAUGUUUCGGUAUGUGUCGAUCUGGUGAUCACAUGUGUCGAUGUGUCGAUCUGGUGAUC
This is a messenger RNA of Ylistrum balloti, 18870 nucleotides long. RefSeq names its product E3 ubiquitin-protein ligase HERC2-like. The transcript has 81 exons. Bases 16 to 14790 code for a protein of 4924 amino acids. Lineage: Eukaryota; Metazoa; Mollusca; Bivalvia; Pectinida; Pectinidae. The record is from RefSeq and is a predicted model, not a curated record. Gene Ontology annotation, cellular component: cytoplasm; membrane. Gene Ontology annotation, biological process: protein ubiquitination. Gene Ontology annotation, molecular function: ubiquitin protein ligase activity; zinc ion binding.